CAGAGUGCUGGACCAGCGGCGGUCCCUAGCCCCCGGCCUGCGCACACGCCCACUGCUCUGGGCCACCCGGGGCCGAGGUGCCGGCGGCUGCGGGAGGUGGGUGGAGGCAGGAUCCGAGGGCGCGGGCGCCCUGUGCACUGAGCAAGCGGGAGGCGGCCGGGGGCCGGGACGCCAUGUCCAUGGAGGACCCCUUCUUUGUGGUGAAAGGAGAGGUGCAGAAAGCCGUCAACACUGCCCAGGGAUUGUUUCAGAGAUGGACCGAGCUCCUCCAGGACCCGUCCACGGCCACCAGGGAGGAAAUCGACUGGACCACCAACGAGCUGAGAAACAACCUCCGGAGCAUUGAGUGGGACCUAGAGGACCUUGAUGAAACCAUCAGCAUAGUGGAAGCAAAUCCUAGAAAAUUCAAUCUCGACGCAACCGAAUUGAGCAUAAGAAAAUCCUUCAUCACAAGUACUCGGCAAGUUGUCAGGGACAUGAAGGAUCAGAUGUCAGCUUCAUCUGUGCAGGCAUUAGCUGAAAGGAAAAACAGACAGGCCCUGCUGGGAGACAGCGGCGGCCAGAGCUGGAGCACCGGAACCCCGGAUAAAUACGCGCGCCUGGACCACGAGCUUCAGUUAGCCAACUCCCACUUCAUCGAGGAGCAGCAGGCUCAGCAACAGCUGAUUGUGGAGCAGCAGGACGAGCAGUUGGAGCUGGUCUCUGGCAGCAUCGGGGUGCUGAAGAACAUGUCCCAGCGCAUCGGAGGGGAGCUGGAGGAGCAGGCAGUUAUGUUGGAUGAUUUCUCCCAUGAGUUGGAGAGCACUCAGUCUCGGCUGGACAAUGUGAUGAAGAAACUUGCGAAAGUGUCUCACAUGACCAGUGAUCGGCGCCAGUGGUGCGCCAUAGCCAUCCUCUUUGUGGUCCUGCUGGUUGUGCUGGUCCUCUUCUUAGUGCUGUGACGGCCCAGGACCCAGGAGGAAGACGCGCAGCCCGCCCUGUGCCGGCUCUCACCUUCCUCUCUUGAAAACACGGCCCGCGCUGACUUUCUCUUUGUGACCCACCAUUGAGGCAGCUCCUCCGUCCCAGCGCUGGAGGGACCGGUGGGAAGAGGACAUAACAAAUGCACACUCCUGGCGCCACCUGUCCUAUCCUGAGGACAACUCACCACGGCUUUGCCUCCUGGACCUCAUUCCCCAUGGGGGGUCUCUGAGGAAUCCAGAAAAAUUCAGACUCAGCUAGUGUUCGCUGUUGCCCGUUCCAUCCCUCCUCAGCGGCUUUUUCCUCCUCAGACCCUCUCCCUGCUCAGACAGCAGCCACUGUCCCUUCCGGAAGGACCCUGUCAGGAAUGGGGCUCCUCGGUCCACUCUGCUGCCCCGAGAGCUGGUCAUUACAGGGCCAGAAGGCCCAGAAGCAGUUUGUGACAGAAGAUGCAAUGGUUCCUUUUUCAGGGAUAAGUGCAGGGAUCAGAUUGCUUUUCCAGGCAUAUCUUUUUGUGGUGAGUAACUAAUGGAAAACAAGGAAAAGCACUGGGCUUUGGGAACGCUAACUGGUGUCUUGCAGGAAGGGGAGCGUAACCCUGAGUGUGCACAGCUGAGCAAAGGGUGGGCAAGGUCCUGGGAGGUCACAGCCUGGCUGAAUUCAGGUGGCUGUCCUACAGCCUCCCCCUACCCUGCCCCAGAGGUGUAACUUGUAUUUUUAGGGUGACCCUUAAUCUGUGGCUGCUGAGCGGCCCACCUGAAUGGAUUCAGACCCUGUGGCACUCUGCCUUGUUGGGAUGGGGUUGGGAAUGGGUAGCACACAAGUUACAUGUAGUCGGAAACUGUAAUGGCAGCAAAAGUUUGUUCUGGACCAGGCUGUUCCUGCCUUGUAAUGGCAAAGAAGGUAGGUGAUGAACUGGUUUCCUUGCCUCCCCAAGCCCCCCCAUAAGAUGACAACCCGAUUUUUAUCUCCAUUUAAAUCACUGAGCCGAUCCAAAUUUAAAUAACAGAUGCUUCAGUUGAGUUUUCGUUGCUGAAACACUCAAGUUGAAGCUUCUGGUGACUUAGUGAAUGCUUCCACGUGCACAUGUAUAUAGCAUAUUUUUAUACGCCCCCUGAUGAAUAGCCUAAUAUCAAAGCAGCAGCUGAGCUGUGUCAGAGCCUGGCGGCCACGGCUACAUCUUCACUGUCAUCCUUUGCACGUGGAAAGCACAGCAACAUCCAGGUAGAGUCCUAGCUUUGACUUAUGUUUUGGGGUCCAUUCCUAACUUUUAAAACUUUUGUUUUGUAUUUCUUGGUUUUUGUUUUGGGCUUUUUUCCCCUUAUUUUUUGUGAUUCACAAUGAUGUACUUGCCCAGCUAACUUUUGGACUGCACUUUUUAAUAAAUGUUUGUAACAAUUUUUAAAGAAGGGUAUUUUCUCAUGUUUAGGAUCAUGGCAGGUGAGGCGCUGCACACGCCUAUGAAAGCUAAAAGUAGAUUUAUAAAACUGAAAGGGUCAUUGACAUCCAUGUUUACACUCAACACUAUUUGAUUUAUGAUAUUCUCAAGUUAGCAAAAAAAGGUGAUUAUUACAAAGGGCUUCAGAUGUAGGGUAGUAGGGUACUAGAUUAUUUGUUUCGCAAAGUUGAGAUUUAUUCAAAUAGUCUGUGAACUUAGACCAGGGAUGGUCCUUGGAUUUGCAUCUAAACGUAUAAGUCUUUGUUAAAACUUUGUUAAAACGUGGACCUUGUCUUAGUACUCUCGCCCACACUCCAUGUUACAUGAAGCAACUGGGUUCCGAACUACGCGACUGCCCCAUUUCCAAGCCAUGCUGUUGUCUUGCUCUUACCAGGCAUACUGUGCCCUGCAGAACUGUCAUGUGCGUCAGGAGGGCUUGUUGGGAACACGCCUGAUGCUUAAUGAAUAGAUACUCCCCUGACUGACUUCAGGGACCAAGUUUUGUGACCCUGAGGCUUAAUUACUCAACAUUUGGAGAUAUUUAGAGUUGGCAGGCCGACCCCACCGAUUUCAGGUGUUAGCUACACAGUGGCCAUUGUAAACCAGACUCACAGGCAGAAGCUGAACAGAGCAAUAUUUAGAAAGAGAACAUUUAUGAAAAUGUGAGCACUAGGCGCACCCUCCCUAUAGGGCCACUGGAGCCCACAGCUUGAAGGAGCCACUCUUUGGCAGCUGCCUCUUCAGGAAUUCCUGGAGCUGGCUCUGCCCCAGACAUCAUUCCUCGCCCCACUGGCUUGAUGCUGGGCCUGAGCCUGUUGGACCCGGACUGGGCUCUCACUACAAACAAGUGGUCAUUUGAAGGCCUUCCCCUUGGCCUUCAAACUGGCAAUCCAAGAGAACACACCAGGGACUCAGGUGAGGGUCAGGCUGCUGGACGCACAUCCUGGAGCAGAGGUGGGCUCCUUUUUUUCCCUUCAGCCCUCACACCUCUCCCCAUAUCCAUCACCUAAAGAGUGGCAGGAUGAGAUGGGUAACAGACAACACUCAAUUUAUGUUUAUUGGAAGAACAUUUCACUAACCAACUGACUUGGAGAUAGAGUAGGAGUGAACCAUGGAGUCUGCCAAGGUGGGAACCCAACUGAAAAAGUAAAACACCCUUGGUUUUUAGUCUAACGUUUGAGCUCGACUUUGUGUGAGCUGAACAACCGCAGGGCUCCCUGUGUGCUCCUACGGCGUGGCAGUUGUGUUACAUGAGGCUCUUCACGCUGGAGCCCAAGGGGGAGAAACUUGGUAACUUGCCCAUUAUUCUCUGCUUUUAGCCAGAGUUAGACAGACUGAUGGGUUUGGGAGCCAACGACUUGGCAACUUCCCGUCCUUCUCACCUCGUGAGAUUAAGGGCUGUGAAGAGAAAUCCAGCCUAACUCCAAGAGAAAUCUGUCUCUGUUAAGUGUGGUGCCUUCUGUAUGUGAAAGGGGCAGCGCCAGGAUUCUUCUUCUGGUAAUUUUCCUGGCUGUAAAGUGAGACCGUGAGCUUUCCAGAUAAUUCAUAGCACUGGAAGAUCUAAAAACUGAAUGAUAGAAAUGAGUUGCUUUUCCACUCUGUGGACUUUGGACUAUGUGGCAUUGCCUUGUAAAUGGCAGGACAGAUUUAUAAACAACACAACAUUCAGACUGCUUGGACAGCCGAAGUUCUAACUAUGGAACGCACUUCCUUUAAUUCUCCCUCCUGUCUUCCUCUCACCGCUGUUUCUUUCCCUCCCAGGUAUUUUAAGAAUAAUUUUUCCCCCCCCCUUAAAGAGUGUUCUUUGUUCAUGAAGAGCAGAGAGAAGGUGAAACCAAAAGGUUUGCAGACUUGGAGCCCCCAAACCCCUCUGCGCUGUCCCUGACCGAGGGCAGUUCUCCAAGACAGUGCUCCGUGGGAAGGUCCUGUGAGGUUGUCAGAGGCUCCUCCCAGGGCCCUGUGUCUGGGGGAGGGCAGCUGUGUCACCUGGCUGGCAUGACAAGAGGGGUCUUUCUGUAAUGGACAGCCCCCAGCUUUCACAAAAUACAUGCUUAUGCUUGAAAUAAGGAGGCCCUGUUCUCGCAAGGCCCACCUCCGUCUGUCGUUCUCACUGUGUUUAUGUGAUAGCGCUCCCUGGGAAGCUGCUGUCCAGGGUCAAGUCCAGAAACCAGGAGAGUAGAGAACAGCCCUCCUGUGACCCUCCUGGAGCUGGGGCUGAAGCUCCAAACCAGCUGACUCCUGGGGUUUGUGUCUCUAACAGCAGUAGGCUCAGUGAACUCGAUCACUUAGUUCAGUCUCGUUUUAAAGAUGAAACAGUUACAGCUCCCCCAACAGACACGGGAGUCAUCUGAUGCAUUGCACCCUGACCCUGGCCCAGGGGCCCUCACACUCUGGGACAAGCGGGCCUCACUAACAUGACUUAAGGUCGGCUGGUUGUAAUUUGUCACGGUCACCCCAGCUGUUUGUUGCAUUUUGCUGUUGGACAAACACUAAAGCUCUGACAGUGACGGGGGCACCUUGGUCAUGUUGCUGCCACCUACAUGUAUUUGGGAGUUCUCUGCAUUAUAGUCUCUUUCUUUACUGAUACAGAUAUGUGGGGAGGUGAGGAAGAAAGAACAGUAACUUGUUUCCCUCUGAUGUAAGCUCUCGCAUUCGUGUUUUCCUUCUGACGUGACCUUUGCCCUUCCCCGAGGCUGUGGCACGGGAGCCACGCUUAGGCCACCCAUCACCUGCCCUACUGUUUGGCUUUCGCACAAAGGACAGUUCAUGGACUGGGUUUUUCAGCUGCAGCCAGAUCCUUGUGAGGAAGUGUGCUUUACCAUAUUUUUUUAAGGUUAUGAGUUUUCAAACCUGGAAACCACUUGAUUAUUUAGGUGUUAGAUAUAAGAGCACCCAGCUUCAUUGUUCUCUGAUCACAGCUCUCCUCGCCCUGGCAGCAUUCCAGCCAAGCUUUCUGUCAGCCCCAGGGUGGGGCCAGGUUCAAGGUGGUUCUUCCCUGCUCUGCAGGAAGUAGGUUCAGCUGAGAACCACUACUGGAUGGCAAUUUCGGCCCUGCAGAUAAGGUCUGUCCUGGGAGAGGCAGGUGUCCCAAUCCUCAGGAAAAUACAGUGUGCUCUGUCAUCUGUGCGGGGUGAGGAGAAGCCAGCCAGGUGUCCCUAAUAAGUUACUGGACCUGCUUGUAUGGUAAAUGCCACAUGAUUGCUUCCCAACUGGCCCAGGCUGGGAGAAUGCCCAGCGGGAGGGGCAGCCUCGAAACCGGGGAAGGGCCAAAGAAAGCAAGCUGUAAGCAAUUAUGGAUUCAUUUUCUUCUAAGUGGAAAUAUGGUUUUACUGGCUCAUUUGUUAUUAGAAAUUAGUAUAAUUUAAACAUCGAAUGUGUAAUACACGGCAAUACUCAGCAGGACUGAACUGUCAUAUUUUUCUUCCAAGAAUAAAUAACCUCAUAGCGUUUCUUUUUAAAUAACUAGAAGGUACAAACUAAAGGGAGAUCAAGGAUUGGGAGUGGAAAUGCCUCAGUGAUUUCCAGACGGUGCUUCCCCUUGUCUCCAACCCCCAGGAGAUUGCUGGAGCCCUGGUGCCCCAAGUUUACAGCCCUCAUCAUAGGUAGAUAGAUCUUGCCCCUCCACACAGUGGGUCUCCGGGUGUGCUGUGGGACCCCGCAGCAGCGCAUCCCCCGGGAACUUGUUAGAAAUGCAGUUUCCCAGGCCCUCCUGAUCUGCGGAAUCCCAGAGAGGGGUCAGGUCAGCAGGCUGAGUUUAGCAAGCCGCUCAGGAGAACCUGAGUCCCACCCCAGUUUGAGAACCACUGCUACUGCAUUGUGGAAUUUAGGCCACAGUAAACCGUUCCUGCAAAAUAAAGCAUAUUCCACAGCGUUUGUUGUGAUCCUGGCAUUAAACAAAAUUUGAUGACACUAUAAACUGGAAAAGUGUUUUUAAAUACUGUGUGAAAUAAAACUUAAACUAGCUGUCCUUUAAAGUGAUAUUUUUACACCCUGAAAUCUAUCAGUAAUGUUUUUUCUUCUGCUCUUGAAAUCAUGUUACAACUGUAUAAAGAAUACUAUUCAGUAUUA
This is a messenger RNA of Pteronotus mesoamericanus, 6466 nucleotides long. RefSeq names its product syntaxin 6 (gene STX6). Gene Ontology annotation, biological process: Golgi vesicle transport; intracellular protein transport; retrograde transport, endosome to Golgi. The coding region runs from base 174 to 941 and encodes 255 amino acids. The record is from RefSeq and is a predicted model, not a curated record. Gene Ontology annotation, cellular component: endomembrane system; synaptic vesicle membrane; SNARE complex. Gene Ontology annotation, molecular function: SNARE binding; SNAP receptor activity. NCBI's taxonomy places the organism in Eukaryota, Metazoa, Chordata, Mammalia, Chiroptera, Mormoopidae. The transcript has 8 exons.